Apis florea (little honeybee) is the source of this 4834-nucleotide messenger RNA. It is a transcript of the gene KrT95D, whose product is annotated as phosphofurin acidic cluster sorting protein KrT95D. NCBI's taxonomy places the organism in Eukaryota, Metazoa, Arthropoda, Insecta, Hymenoptera, Apidae. Gene Ontology annotation, biological process: protein localization to plasma membrane. The record is from RefSeq and is a predicted model, not a curated record.
CUUCCGUUACUUUCCGAAAGGUGUCUUCAUACUUUUCCGUAAUUCUUCGUCGACUCACGAAACUGUCUUCGUAUGGCGCCACGAGCGGGAUAACUCAGUCAGUCAGCCGCGAGCCGCGGUGAACUGAAGGUGUGGUGAGUGUUUCUGUGGGCCGACGGGCCAAAAAUGGCGGAGCGUACGAAGACGACAGCCCCGGCCACCCGGCCCGUUCCCAUGAAGCUGUUUGCCACUUGGGAAGUGGAUUGUACUGCACCGAACUGUAUACCCAGGCUGUGCUCCUUGACCCUGACCCGUCUGGUGAUUUUACGGCCAUUAGGCUCUGAUUUAACCUCGAUCAGCAUCGCGGUGAAGAUGCAGAGCUCGAAGAGAACUCUACGUUCGAAUGAGAUGGCCAUCCCCAGCGGUGGCAUGCUGGACACUGAACUCGAGCUCCAAUUCGCUCUUCAGUAUCCACAUUUCCUCAAGAGGGACGGCAACAAACUGCUGAUACAGCUUCAGAGGAGAAAACGCUAUAAAAAUCGCACGAUGCUCGGAUACAAGACUCUAGCUGAGGGAGUGAUCAAUAUGGCUCAGGUUCUCCAGAAGCAGAUGGACCUGGAGUUGGAGCUGGUGUCGGACAAGGCUGAGAAAUAUGGCGGACAUUCGGUCGCAUUGGCUCGCGUGAGCGUUGUCGCUCUCAGCUCUCAGCCGGUCGACCAGGACAAAAGACUGAACGACCCGAAUGAGAGGCUCUGUCCCGAAUAUAGCGACGAGGAGGAAGAGUUCAGCUCAGAAGGCGAGGCGGAAGGCAGUGACAGCGAGCCGACUCUCGAGAUGCACAGGCGGAAGAGUCGGGGAAAGAUUCCGACGAAUGCCAGGGUAUCAAAGAAUUUAAAGCAAAAGUUCAUAGCUCUGCUAAAAAGGCGGUUCAGGGUAUCCGAGGAUUUGGAUCAAGAUCAAGAGGAAAUCGGGCAGAAGCUUUCAGAGUCGUUAACUGGAUUUGUUAAAGGCGCAGAGAUGGAAAUCGAAGAACUGUUCGAUGAACUGGAAGAUUUGUCCGACAGUGGUCCAGAAUUGGACACCAUGUCGGUCAGUAGCACACCCAAGCCAUCCCUUCGACCUUUCUUCAGUUCUAGUCGAUCUCUCCUCGCUCCUCCUCAUUCUGUAGUAACCAACGAGGAGACCGGAAGUACUCCUGCGACAGCCAUAGGUCAACAGAGUGCAGGUCAGCCAGCUAAAGAGAAACAUCGUAUCGGACAUACUACUCCAGAGCGCGGAGUGGAUAGGCAAAGUGACGAUAGUUCCCGAAGAGCGGACAGCGAUUCACAUCCGGAGAAUUGGACAGAUCACGAGGCGAACGAUCCUCCGAAUUAUGUGACGGGUUCGCCACCGAAAUCAGAGCAGCACAACAAGACCGAGAGCUCCGACAAAAGAAGCAGGCUUUUUACCCGUGACAGAGGUGCACCAGGUACCAACAAAUCUAAAAAGCAUAGCCUCAGCGUGGAUCUGAAACCUCCAGCUGACUUGAAUAGUUCCGAGCCAAGAAAAGCGUUGGUUGAGCAAUUAAGCCGGGUUUUACCGGAUGACAGUUUGCCGGAUGCUGUGUCGUUGGUAUCGUUAGCUGAUCCAGGUGCGGCUGUUCUAGCUACGAGACUUCAAGAAAGGAAUCACAGAGUUCUGACGACAGCUUCUCCAGCAGACAUUCGUGCCACAUUCACGUGUUUGGUCACGCGAAUACAAAAAUUUUGUAACAGUUCCGCUAAACCACCAGCACCGAUCAAAGUAGUGAUCGCUGGUGGAGAUAGUUUCAUAAACGCAGUGCUUCGCCACUACGUGGAUCAGUUAAGUUUUCGACCGCAGAAUUAUCUGAAAUUCUUCGUCGUACCUCUUGGUUCGAAUACAUUGUCUAAGUACCUUAGCUCAAUAGAUGCAAAAUACUCGAUGUUAUUUGGCGACGAGUGGAAAGAAUUGUUGGAAAGAGAGGGUGGUGGCGCAAGCGAGGGUGCGGCUAGGGUUUCCGAGUAUUUGGCAACGGCUGGUACAACCUUGUUGCUACCUAUUGCAGAAGCCAUGGUUACAUACAGAGAAACAGACGAUAGCAGCCAAAUCUUCAUCCCAUUCAUAAACGAUGUUCGCGUGGGAUGUCCGGAUAGUAGUUCCUCCGCAUCGGUCGAUCUAGAAGAGAGCAAUGUAACCAUGUCUGGCUCACCGCCUUCUCUGCCACCUCCUGGAUUACCUAUUCCACUUCCGGGUAGAUUAACACCACCCAGUAGUCCGAACGUUGGUCAACCGACGAGGGAAGGCUGGGAACCGGUUGAGUUACAACUCGAUUAUUGGAGCAAACAUACACAGGGUGAAAAGGGCAAGAAUACAUUGAGACAGGCGUUCAGGGCGUUGCACGUUCAAAGACUUCCGCCUCAUGGAGAGACUCCUGGUCAUUAUUUAUCCAUGAAUUACACAACAAAGGAGAAAAAACAAAAAAUAAUGAGAUUGGGCAAAAAGAAAGAAAAAGAAAAAGAAAACGAGCCAAAGAGUCAAACGGUCGAAGGCGUGACACGACUUAUAUGCUCUGCGAAGACUCACAACAUUCCAUUAAGAGUGAGUAUUGAUGGUACCGAAUGGUACGGUGUGAAAUUCUUCCAACUGUCGGCGCAGUGGCAAACGCACAUCAAGACGUUCCCGAUAGCCAUGUUGGAGUACAGUCCUCAGCAGCAGAACCCCAACACCACGUAAAUAUUUUCCUCGUUUCCGUCAGAGGCCAGACGUUUUGCCAGAUUUCGUUUGUGUUCAUGGAUAUUGCCAAUUAGGAUCAUCAGCUUAGCUUAUCGCGCAAUACCCGAUAACCAUCAAAUCCUCGAAAUUGAAAGAAAAAAAAAAAAAAUCACAAUAAAGAGACAUAGUGCGAUAGAAUUCAAGUUUAUACUGUGGACAAUCUGCUACUUUAAAACCGGAAGUCGUUGGAGCUAAUUCAGGCAAGUAUUUGAAUGCUGCCUUUCGUUCCGAGUUUAAUUAUUCUCUACCAAUUAACAUUGUCUCUCUUUAUCCUUCGAUUACACUCUAACUACUGUUUCUUUUUAUUUCCAAUCAAAAUCUGAAAUUUAUUUUUCAAAAAAAAAAAAAAAAAUUCUCUUGUUUUAAUCUCCAAACAAAAAAAAAUUCUUCUUGCGUAAAAAUUGCCAAGAGUACGCGAGUAGCAAUUGUUACUUCAAACUGAAGUGUAUUGAAACAGUGGUAGGCAUGGUUAACACAUAUCGUAUUAGAAUUAAUAUAGAUAAUUCGAUAAUGGAUUUCGUUGGUUAUGGGAAUGCCACAAACGUAGUAAUGGAAACAUGUCUUUUUGAACAUGAUAUCUAAAAGCAGAAGCAUACACGUCUGAUACGAUAAUCGAUUUUUCUUAAAAAGGGGAAAACAUGUAUGAAUCGUAUUGUAACGAUUAAUAUAAAGGAUUCGUUCGAAUCAGAUCCAUCUCCCCUAAUUCCCUCCCGUCGACGCGUGUAUAUAUAGGAUUUUAUAAAGGACGAGAAUAGAAAAAUCGAUCGAUUUCGCUGCAAGUCGAAAUACAUAUAUAUACAUAUUUGCUAAUAUAGAUCUUCGUCUGAAUCGCAAGGUAGCGAGCAAAGAUUAAACGUUAAAUUAUGUAUUUAUUUAAUUAACGUGUAUUCUAUAUACAUAUAUAUAUAUAUAUAUUAUAUAUACGAUCGCAUAUAGCAAUGGAGCAUAGAGCGACGUUAUUGAAAAAAAGUCUGUGAUACAGGCAAACAUUUCUCUUAGCGCACAAACAUGUUGUUUAGAGAAAGAUGACUGUGUAUAGUGAUUUCGCUGAUUUAAACGAGAAUAAUCGAAGGGAAAAAUCUUCUUUGAAAAUAAAUAAAGGGAAAUAAAAGAGAAGUGGAAAAGAAAAAAAAAAGAUAAUACGACGAUGACGAUGAUGACACAAUGAUGAAUAGCUCAUAAUUAUUAUACUCCUUUUCUCGUUUAAGAUUUCGAAAUAUUUUUUGUAUUCCAUUUUAUAGAUUUUUAGCCCCAGGCUGCUCUAGUUUAAAUACUCUAUUUUCAGACUUUAUCAUUUAAAUAUUUUAUUCCCGUUAGAGACAAUUUUCUGACUCCUGACUCUUCGAUAUAAUAUACAGUAUACUCAUUUACGUAUUAUUAUUUAGAAGUUAGGGAAAGAAAAAGUGUGAGAAAGUGAAUAAAUAAUAGAAAUUAUUCAUAAAGACAUAAACAAAGAUAUUAAAAAGAAAAGUAUCGAAUGACUAUGUUUCCCUCGUAAUAUUAAGAUGAAAAACAACUGAAAAAAAAAAAAAAUGUGAAAAACAUAAUCAAAAUAUUCGUGGUGCGUUUUCCUCUUUGUUUUUAUUAUUAUUUUUAUUAAUUAUUCCUUCUUAUUGUUACAAAUCAACGACCCAUUAAGCGAGUUAUGAGUCGAUUAUUUUAUAAUUCUUCUUGUUCUUAAAAAAAAAAAGAAAAAAAAGAAAAAAGAGUCAUAUCAUGAGAAACGAUAGAAACUAACGAAUAAUUAAUAUUGUCUUAGGAAAAUUGAAAAGAAAAUAUAUGACUAAAUAUAAUUUGCAUGUAACGUACUUUUCGAUUUCUUCCUUUUUUAUCUAACUGCAAAGGAAAUGAAGAAAAAAUAAGAAACAACAAAACAAUUUGUAGUUCAUCAUUUCCAGCGACAUAUAUGUAAAUGCGUCGCGUUGACUGCCUAAUGCCAAAUCGAAAAAACGAAAACAGAAAUACAGAAAGAAGAAAUAGAGAGAGAAAAAAAAGGAAAGAAUCAUUUACUUGAUUAUUGUUUCAAUAAAUUAAAAAAAAAGAAAGACUUUAGAACGCAGGCAUUCUAUGUAAUAAAUAUAUA